AUGCCUCCAUUACCUUCCCGUCAGCUCCUCACAGCCCUCGUCACAUCUCUCAGCAAUACGCGCUGGACAUUGACCCGCACCCUCCGGAGCGAAAACCCCCUCGAUCUCAACGGCGAGCUCCGUGGCAACGCAACCUUCACCCCCCAACCCCCCACCAACACCACCACCACCAACAUCACCACAACAGACCAAGACUGGCUCUACUGCGAAGAUGGCGAGAUCCCAAACACAAUCAACAUAGGCGCCACCCAACCCGGGCUACGCUGGACAAAGAAAUACAUCUGGCGCCUAAGCCCGGAAACCGGGCGCGUAAGCGUCUGGUUCGUUAAAGUCGCACCAGGCCCAGAAGAAGCCGACUACCUAUUCCACGACUUCGAAUUCGACUCAGAGAGCGGGUUACUAGAUUCCACAGAAGUGAAAUCCGAUGCGCAGAAUGAUCCCGGCGAAUUUGUCGCUCCGCCCGUUCCGUCCGCUGUGUUAGCUACAGGAUCUGGGAAUGAGACAACUGUGUUGAAUGCACGCGGCAAUCAUCUCUGUAUUAACGAUAUGUAUCGCACCGCCUAUGCAUUCAGGAUCGAGCCUGAGACCGGGGCUGUUAUUAGUUGGGCUAGUCGGCAUGUUGUGCGUGGCCCGAAGAAGGGGCAGGAUAUUGUCAAUCAGUAUGUGAGGGGUGUUUGA
Messenger RNA from Penicillium antarcticum, 678 nucleotides. RefSeq lists its product as uncharacterized. Lineage: Eukaryota; Fungi; Ascomycota; Eurotiomycetes; Eurotiales; Aspergillaceae. The transcript has a single exon. Bases 1 to 678 code for a protein of 225 amino acids. The record is from RefSeq and is a predicted model, not a curated record.